This is a messenger RNA of Photinus pyralis (common eastern firefly), 2786 nucleotides long. It is a transcript of the gene Vps16A, whose product is annotated as vacuolar protein sorting-associated protein 16 homolog. The transcript has 15 exons. NCBI's taxonomy places the organism in Eukaryota, Metazoa, Arthropoda, Insecta, Coleoptera, Lampyridae. Gene Ontology annotation, cellular component: lysosomal membrane; HOPS complex; endosome. The record is from RefSeq and is a predicted model, not a curated record. Gene Ontology annotation, molecular function: actin binding. Gene Ontology annotation, biological process: intracellular protein transport; endosomal transport; vacuole fusion, non-autophagic. The coding region runs from base 115 to 2640 and encodes 841 amino acids.
UCAAAUGUACCUACAUCGCCAUAACCUCAAUUCUUCAUUUUAAUAGUGAAUAAAAAGUUGUAAUUUUUUUAUGCUUUUAGUUGAAAAGGUUCAUUAUUCACUAAAUAAGCAAAAAUGUCUGCGGCAAUGAUUACAGCCGACUGGUUCCUACUAGGAAGGGAUUUAUAUUUUCGAAAAUUUGAAGUGUACGCCAUGGGUUGGCACCAGGAUAUAAAUAUGGAUCAAGUUAUAGCUGAAGCAGCUUCAUAUGGUGGCCCCAUUGCUGUUAGACGUGACGAAACAAAGAUUAUAAAAGUGAGAGGAACGGGACAUCAAGUUAUCGAAAUUUUUUCAGGCUCUGGGAAAAAAAUUUCCUCUAUUAAGUGGACUAGAAAACCUAUAGUAAAAAUGGGUUGGUCUCUUGAUGAAAAGUUUGUAUGUGUACAAGAUGAUAGUCAAGUUAUAAUACACGAUUUAUUUGGCAAUUUUAUGCACGCUUUUACAUUGUCCCAAGAAACACAGGAUGCCAAGAUAAUUGAUGCAAAGAUUUUUAUUAGUCCCCAAAAUGUUACCGGUAUUGCAGUUAUGACCGCAAAUUACAAGUUGUUUGUUUUUAAUAACAUUCUUGAGCCUAAAAAACGACAACUCUCGGAACUACCAAGAUCAAACAUUCGUCCCACUGCAUGGGCGGUUAUCUCAGAAGAAUGUGGAACCGAAGUGUUAAUUGCUCGAGAAAAGGAGCUGUUUAGACUUAAGCAAGAUGAAUAUCACACCACUACUAUGCUUCAACCAGAUAUCGCUCAUGUGUAUACAUCAAUAAUUGAAAUGGCCGUUUCCAUAAAUGCCAGACAUGUGGCUUUAUUUACAGAUGCCGGAUAUAUAUGGCUGGGAUCAUCAAAUCUUAGGUCAAAGUAUUGUGAAAUAGACACAAACUCUGUACGAAGACCGAAACAAUUAGUUUGGUGUGGAACAGAAGCUGUAGUUGCAUUUUGGGAAAAAGAACCUAAGGAGACAACUCUUAUAGUUUUAGGACGUCACGGAGAAAUGGUUACCUAUCCGUAUGAUGGGUCAAUUGCUUUAAUACCUGAAAUUGAUGGUGUACGAGUUUUGUCUGCAUUUCAACAUGAGCUAAUUCAGAAGGUUCCUGAUGUGGUGCAAAAAAUUUUCAGAAUUAACAGUACAGAACCGGGAAGCUUUCUGUUAGAAGCUUCUAAACAGUUUCAGAAAAGAAGCCAUCGUGCGGACGAAUAUAUAUGUUUGGUAAAGAACGCAUUAACUAAAGCUGUAGCACAGUGCAUCGAAGCGGCCGGUUACGAAUUCGAUACUGACGUUCAAAAAAUGCUCAUACGGGCAGCACAAUUUGGGAAAUGUUUUGUCGAAAGCAUCGAUUCUGAGGAUUAUGUUAGAAUGUGUAGACUAUUGAGAGUUUUAAAUUCUGUUCGAGAUAGGAGGAUUGGUAUUCCGAUCACGUUUACAGAAUUGUUUUAUUCUGGUCAUAAAUUCUUAUUAGACAGACUGGUUACACGUCGUCAAUAUUAUCUAGCUAUAUGCAUUGCUAAGUAUUUAAAAAUGCCGGACAAGGAUGGUAGUAGUCGUAUUUUGGUUCAUUGGGCUAAGUAUAAGGUCAGCCAACCACAACUAGAUGAGGAAUCUGUAGCACGAGAAAUAGCAAAUAAGUUUGGUUAUGCAAGUGGUAUAUCGUACAGUGAUAUUGCGACUACGGCCGCCAAUUGUGGUCGAAAACAGUUGGCAAUUAAGUUAUUAGAUCAUGAGUCGAAAGCAAGUGAGCAAGUGCAAUUACUUCUGAAAUUAGACGAAAAUAAGCCAGCACUUCUUAAAGCUAUCGAGAGUGGAGACACUGAUUUAGUGUAUAUGGUGAUUUUAAGACUUCGUGAUAAUAUGCCAUUGGCCGAUUUUAAGAUGACAAUUCGAAACUUUCCGGUUGCUUUAUCUCUAUACAUCAAAUAUUGCCGCCAACAUAAUCCGCAAGCUUUAAAUGAAAUAUUCAUUCAAGAAGAUGAUUUUAAUUCACAAGCGCAAGGUUUUAUUUUGGAAAGCUUAGAUGAAAAGAAAACUCACACUCAAGACGCUUCGCUCACAUCAGCAGUUGAAGCUUACAAAAAAGCUAGAAAUGACGUGAGCUUUUCCAUAUGCGAGGAAGCGCUUAGGUUGUUGAAAUAUCAAAGAUCAUUAAAAGAUAAAAUCAAUGAGGAUCUUGUUGGUAAAUCUGUUCACGAUACCUGUACAAGGCUCUUAGAAUUAAAAGAUAUCAAGGAAGCAGAGAGAAUGAGAAGCAACUUUAAAAUACCAGAUCGAAGAUAUUGGUGGCUAAGAAUUAAGUGCCUCGCCGAUGCACAUGACUGGAUAGAGUUAGAAAAGUUUUCAAAAAGUAAAAAAUCACCUAUUGGAUAUGCGCAUUUUGUAGAUGUGUGCUUGGAGAAGAAUAACAUUUCUGAGGCUGUUAAAUAUCUUCCCAGAGUUAGUGAAGAUAUUAUUGUAAAAUACUAUGUAAAAGCAAAUAAACUCGAAGAAGCUGCCCAAAUAGCCUAUGAACAAAGAGACAUUCAAGGUUUAUUGUAUGUCCAAAGUAAAUCUGCGGCUCAAUCAAGUUUGUCAGAGAAAAUUAAUGCGCAAAUUUCAUUAUUGGGUGCGCGAAAGUAAGCGUAGUUGGCUAGGUAUCUUCUGUGAUGUAAAAAUAUGUGUUAUAGUCAAUUACUUUACUCAUACAUACAAUAUUUACUAAGCAUAUAAUGUAUAGGUAUAUCUUAUGUAUACAAAAUAACUUGAAAAUGUAACCUUUUUUAAAA